AUGUCAUUCUGGCCAUUUUCAAACUCAUAUAGCGCCAACAGCAGUCUCCAGAAGUUCUUGGACUCAAUUGUCGAUGCGUCGCUGAUCACCGUCGACCAGCUUAUGGAUGACAGAAAUCUCCAGCAGGAGUUUUUGGAGGAGCUCAAGACCCUCGCAUCCAAACAAAAGCAAAAGAACACUUUUCUGUUUGUCCAGCUGUUGCAGAACGAAGCACAGAACAAGUCGCUACAUUCGGGAGCCAACUCAGAUACCUUAUCUGUGGGAAGCUGCAGCACAGACGCCAAUGGAGGCGGCAGUACACUAUUGAAGAGCGCGCGCGAGGAGAAACUUCUAGAGUUGCUUUUGCAGCCGCAUAUUUUGAACGGAUUCUUGGACUACAUUGUGUUCAGUGUACAUUACUUCCAUGAGCUCUCGCUCAAGGAAAGUGCCGCAGGCGAUGACGUAGAAUCAGACUCUUCCGUAGACGAACCGCUCGCAGAUGAACCCCCUGUAACUCUGAAUGACACGACGAUAGAUGGCGGUGAGCCCAAAGAGGAGCGUACUCGCCGAUUUAUCCAGUGCUCGGCAGAAGUUCUCUCAGCCGACUUGUGGGUCAUCUCCAAUCGUAUUAUCGAGACACCUUCGUUAAUGGGCAAGUUGUGGCUGGUUUUGUCAAUGCCGGAUCUACAGGAGAACCUGCCAUCGGUAGCAUAUCUCAUCCAGAUACUCGACCAUUUCAUGGAAACCAAUAGCAUUGAGUUGCUUAAUUUUAUCAGAAAGCAAGACGACUUGGUUGAUACUUUCUUGGGUUUAGUGGAAAUCCCUCUCAUCAUGGACUUUUUCCUAAAAAUAAUCCAGACGGAUAAGGCCGAUUCUCCAUCAGGAAUCUUGGAGGUGUUAUCACGCCAGCAAUUGAUUCCCAAGGUCAUUGAUAUCUUAAAACCCGACAUAUCCCUGUUCGAAAGCGAGGGAUCGGUGUUUGCUCCAACCACCACAGUCCUUUUUCGCCAAACUGCAACGACGGAGUUUGUCAAAGCAUUGGUCACGGUGUCAUCGAACGCUACUUUGGCCGUUGAUCUCGAAACAAACAUCGGGCCCAAUCAACUUAUCAGGGAACUCGCGUCUCCUCCGAUAAUUCAAUCAAUGUUAGACGAUAUAAUGUUCUUUCGAGUGCCUUCACCGACAAAUUCUGACAUCACAUACAGCAACAAGCAUGGAAUUGCAAACUGUGUGGCCAUUCUUAUCGAGCUUAUAAGAAAAAACAAUUCUGACUACGACUUGAACUGUGGUACGUAUAGCAGUCAAUUGCAGAGUAAUGUUGACGGCACAGGAGAAAUCAAUGUUCAGGUGAUGUUCCAUUGGCUCAAAGAUUUCGAACAAAAUCCACCCGGUGUGAGAGAUCCAAUCUUCCUUGGGGACUUGUUGGAAAUAUUUUCGAAGAAUCUCGAUGGCCUUGUUCAAUUGAUGGAGAUAGAGGCAGAUCUACAACCUGCCGGCGAGGCCGGAACUCCAAUUCUUGGAAUCACAAAAUUCAAAAUCUCGGAGCUUGUAGCCGAACUACUCCAUUGCUCCAACAUGAUUCUUCUCAAUUCCCGCAAAAUUGCAUAUCUCAUAUGUGUCAGGGAUGAGAUGCGUGCUCUCCAAGCAAAAAGUAUAAAUGCUGCUUUAAGUGAGAGUAUAGACUCUGGCUUUGCUGACACUUUACUAAAAGGUACAGACAUUUCAGAUGUAACCAGUGGUUUGGAUGAUGUAUCUCUAGUGGAAGCUGACACUGAUAGACCGAAAAGAGUGCCUUCGAAACGGUCACUCCACGCUCUCUCGGGAUCUGCCAAUGACGAUCAAUUGUGUCGAGAUAUAUUAGAAAGUCUUGAAUAUGAAGACUCGGACGAUGACGAACCUGCCGUUUCGAAUGAGAACCCGUUCGUUAGUGAACAACGCGAAGAGUCGUUCAAGUUUGAUCCAUGUGUCGGUGACUUUUUCAAGAUGAAACUUAUUGACUCUGGCAUGCUCCUCUCAAUUGUCAGCAAGUUCGUCAAAUACCCAUGGCAUAACUUUUUUCACAAUGUGGUGUUCGACCUCAUCCAACAAAUUUUCAAUGGAAAAUUGAACUCCUACAAUUCAUUUCUUAUUGUCGAACUUUUCAAGGCUAGUAAAUGUCAUAUAACCGAAACAAUUGUCUCAGCCUUUCGGACGCAGCUCGAGCCAAGACCAGGAUAUAUGGGACACCUCAUACUUGUCAGUGAAGAAGUCGUGAAGUUCACAACUCUAUACAAGCCAGCCUUGAUCUCACCCAUAAUUGUGGAAGCUGUCGGCACCGAUGACUGGGAAUGGUUUGUAUCCGAAAUCUUGCUCAAGACGAGGGAAUUGUACAACGUGAUUCUCGGCACUGACCCUGAAUAUUCAGAAUUCGAUGACGAAGAUGGCAAUAGAGAUGACGAAAAUUAUGGAUUUGAAACCUCGACAGUAGGAUACAUGGAUAUGGAUAAUUAUCCCCAAAAAGAGCACAAAACAGCCAUUAUCUUGGGCGAUAGCCAGAAUCACGAUGAAUUCGUAAAGCAAAAAGUCCCGGAAUCAAAAGAAGAAGAUUUUGAUCUAGCCAUUGAUGAUAAAACCGCCUUCUCAGAUAUACCCGCAGUUUCUAUCGAAAACAUGUCCCCCAAGAUGGAAUUUGCCAAUGAUGACAUUCUCUACGAGGAUUUCGAGGAAAACAACAUAUCAGACUUUCAUGAGGAGAAGGAAAUCCUUGACAACCUUCUGGGAUCAAGUUCAUCCGAAGAUGACGAGGACAGUAAUCAGCUCAGGCGGAUGCCAAAACAUCAUAGUUAA
Messenger RNA from Australozyma saopauloensis, 2805 nucleotides. RefSeq lists its product as uncharacterized. The coding region runs from base 1 to 2805 and encodes 934 amino acids. Lineage: Eukaryota; Fungi; Ascomycota; Pichiomycetes; Serinales; Metschnikowiaceae. Gene Ontology annotation, cellular component: nucleus; cytosol. The transcript has a single exon. Gene Ontology annotation, molecular function: protein phosphatase binding; protein phosphatase regulator activity. The record is from RefSeq and is a predicted model, not a curated record.